This is a messenger RNA of Fundulus heteroclitus (mummichog), 2314 nucleotides long. RefSeq names its product metabotropic glutamate receptor 4-like. Gene Ontology annotation, biological process: regulation of synaptic transmission, glutamatergic; G protein-coupled glutamate receptor signaling pathway. Gene Ontology annotation, cellular component: membrane. The transcript has 3 exons. The record is from RefSeq and is a predicted model, not a curated record. Bases 1058 to 1864 code for a protein of 268 amino acids. Gene Ontology annotation, molecular function: adenylate cyclase inhibiting G protein-coupled glutamate receptor activity. Lineage: Eukaryota; Metazoa; Chordata; Actinopteri; Cyprinodontiformes; Fundulidae.
UGCUGUUUUGUCAUUUCAACGUUUCACAUCGAGACUGUAGUUCCUCCCUGAUGAAGGUGGUGGGUUGGGAUCGCAUUCAACAUCAAUCACAUCCAGCGUACGGAGCGCACGCAGUCUUCAGUCUAUCAGUUGGGGAGUGUAUGCUCUCGCCUCGGGUGUCGGAUAUGCGCGUCUCUGCCGGUUUGUUCUGUAAGAACAAUCUGAUGCCCCUUUCCGCUGCAAAAGCGUUGGCGAGUGGCUCCACCGGACCUGCCUUUUAUUUGCCAGUGGAACAAAGCCUGAAGUUGGGACUUGAGGAGUUUUCAGCACCACUUUUUCGCGGAGAGUGCUCGCAAUGAGUAACCGGGAUCGACGCAGCCUCCAGACGCGUUUGGAUUUCCGCGGGAUACUAUCCAGUAACAAUGUUUUCCCCCUGAAAACACAACCGUAGUUGUUCAGGAAACCUUCUCCUCUCCUGUUAUACCAACAACAACAAAAAAAAGAACGAUUUUUUCCCCCCUUUGGAUAUGGGUCACUCUAUCUAGAUUUCUCGUGGGCAGGGGAACUGGGAACUCGCUCUGAAUCCUGUGGACCUGAAGCGGCCCGAGGGCUCUGACAUACACCAAAUCCCGGCCCAAGGGAACGGUGGAGAUUAAAAACUUCUGAUUGAGGUGGAGAGGAAAGAGACACAAAGACGGGGAGGGAGAGAAAGAGGGGGAGAGAAAAAAAAAAGCUUAUCUUUCACCUUUGUUCUUCUUAAUGCCCCGAGUGAAGGAUCUCCAAAGAAUAACAGAAGACACACACACAAAAAAAAAAAAAAAACCAGCUGCCCACAACAGCGGUCAGAGGAUGAAGUGAGUAAAAGAAAAGAAAGGAACAGGAUUACAUCCUGAGAAGGAGCCAAGCUCAUAUUCUGCUCUAAUUGAAUGCCUGGGAGAGGCAAUAGACAUGAGAGGAAUCCUUUUCUGUAAAAACUACUUCAAGAGGCAUUGCAAUUAACCCUCUGGCCGUCAUAAAAUAAUACCUGGCUAUUGUUGUUUCCUGAUUGCUGGUGUGGAUUCCUGCUCGCACGUUGAUCAUGUUUCAGCCCCCAGCGUGUGGACCGAAUCGGAACGGCUGUCGGAGAAACAUCCACGUCCUGCCGCCGCUGCUGCUGCUGCUUCUUUAUAGCUCCCUGAAGGCCUCUCUGGCCGCCAGACCCAAAGGGCCGGGACAAACGCAUCUGAACUCCAUCCGCAUCGACGGAGAUAUCUCCCUAGGUGGGCUGUUCCCCGUCCACGCCAGGGGCCACGAUGGCAAGCCCUGCGGGGAGCUGAAGAAGGAGAAGGGCAUUCACCGACUGGAAGCCAUGCUCUUUGCCCUUGACCGCAUCAACAACGACAACAAUCUCCUGCCUAACAUCACGCUGGGAGCGAGAAUCCUGGACACCUGCUCCAGGGACACACACGCCUUGGAGCAGUCGCUCACCUUCGUCCAGGCGCUGAUCGAGAAGGACGGGACGGAUGUCAAAUGCCUCGGCGGGGGGGCGCCGAUCAUCACCAAACCAGAGAGGGUGGUGGGCGUCAUCGGAGCCUCGUCCAGCUCCGUUUCCAUCAUGGUGGCCAACAUUCUGCGCCUGUUUAAGAUACCCCAGGUGAGCUAUGCCUCCACGGCUCCAGAGCUGAGCGACAACACCCGCUACGACUUCUUCUCCCGUGUGGUGCCUCCAGACACGUAUCAGGCCCAGGCCAUGGUGGACAUUGUUAAGGCCAUGCGCUGGAACUAUGUCUCCACUGUGGCCUCAGAGGGAAACUACGGAGAAAGCGGCGUUGAAGCUUUCAUUCAGAAGUCUCGGGAGGAUGGUGAGUACAUUUGCCCUGAUACGGCAAUUCUUCCUCUCUUAUGAAACUGAGCGCAAAGAGAAGCAGUGGCAUAAUUCAAAUGAACACAUCUUGAACUGUGGUUAAAAAUUAAAGAAUUGUAGGUAAUAUUUUUGAACAACAGCUCGUUAAAUAGAGACAUUUAGAAAUAGAUUUUCUUUAUCAAACAUUUCCUUAGCAAUUGACUGGUUAAGGGUGGAAUAAUCCUCAAAAUCAAUUUCUUCUAAAUUUUUUUAACACUCCAGAAAAUCCACUUUUCAGCAUUAAGUGUGGGUAGGGAGCCAGGGUUAAUUCCAGAGAGAUUUUGCACAAAAUAAUAAAAUAAUAAAAACAAAAUACAACUAUUUAAGAUCCUUAGACUUUCUGGAGAUAACCACGUUUUGCAAUGGAUCCAUAAAAGGGAAGCAGCUUGCUGAACCUACUGUUAUGAGCAAACUGAAAGCCAGAAAUAUAUCAUAAACAGAACAAAAUGACCG